UUACUCCUUUCGCACAUAUGUGAAAUGAUUUAUCGCGAAUCACACUUACUACACUAAUUAUAAAUUUAUUUCCGAUUUACCCAAAUCGACCUGCUGACGUUCAGGGAUCCCUGAAACUCUUCAAAACUUUCAGAUUUGUCACGAAAUGGGCAGAAUUCCCCUCCCUGGUCAUUUAUCUACAUAAUAUGCAUCAUUUAAACUAAACCACUCUUUUCUGGUAUAAAAGGUCAAUCAAAAAGGUUCGGUAGUUCAGAAGUUAUUAAUUAAUUGAAUAAAUAACAAACAUCCAAAUAUGGCUAAAAAAAUUAUUACUUUUAUCGCUCUGUUUGCAUCAGUCGGUUCUCUUCCUAAAGAUUUAUUUAUGCCAGAUGAGUUUGUUGAAAACAAUCUAAUUUUUAAUGAUCCAGUUGAGAAUCAUGUGUUUUAUCAACAUAAUCAUCAACAUCAGAACGAUCCAGUGGAAAUAUCCAGAACUUUGAUGCUCAGUCAUGUGAUCUUUAGGCAUGGAAACAGAACUCCAAACAGUUUUCAAGAAUUGUACCCUAACGAUCCCUACCUAAAUGAGACUUACUACCCUUACGGACUAGGGCAAUUAACAAAUGCCGGAAAACUGCGCGAAUUCAGCAUCGGCACGUCACUACGCAGGCGCUACAAGUACUUCCUUAACGACCUGUUUCUACCGGAAGAAGUGGAGGCUGUAUCAACAGACUACAACAGGACCAAGGCCUCCCUAGAGCUCGCUUUGGCAGGACUGUUUCCUCCCAAGGGCGAACUGGUCUGGAAUAAAGCGUUGAUGUGGCAACCUGUACCUUAUAACUACGUUCCAAGGAAUAGGGAUAAGGUACUAAUGGGCGUGGAGUGUCCUACGUAUUUGCGGAUGUACGAGGAGGUCAAGGGGUCAUGGGAGAUGCAAAUUGAGUACAAGAAGUUCCGGAAGGUUUUCAGUUAUAUUUCCAGGAAUAGCGGUUUGAACGUAACAAGUUUCCAAGAGAUCUACAAUCUCUACUUCGGCCUAUCUACCGAACAAGAAAACGGACUUUUCCUUCCUCCUUGGACCCAAAAAGUGUGGCCACGACUAAUAAUCGAUCUGGCCAUAAGAGAAUAUUCGGUCAUGAUGGCCAAUGAUGAUUUAAGGAAAAUGGCCAGCGGCUAUUUAUUGAAGAAAAUCCUCAGUGAUACUGCGAAGAAGAUUUCCGAUCGGAACAGUAAGAGGAAAAUUCACUUUUAUUCUGCACACGAGAAUAACGUCGCUCAGUUGCUGAUUUUAUUGGACGUAUUUUGGCCCCAUAUUCCUAAUUAUGGGGCGCACGUUAUCUUGGAGGUGCAUAGGAUUAAUGGAGAAAUUGGAAUUAAGGUUUUCUAUCAAAACUACGAAACGGAUUUUCCUCAACUGCUAAAAAUUCCAGAAUGCGAAGAGUUUUGUCCACUUGACCAGUUCAUUAGGCUCUUCUCAAAAUACGUUCCUGAUGAUGGACUUUGCGGUUAUUAAAGUUAUUUAUUUAUUGUUUUAUCUGUGAUUUUUGGAUUUUUAUUUAUUUAUUUAUUUUCUUGCCAUUUUUUUUUCUAUUUAUAUAAGUAGCAUGAAACCAGCAUUUUCUGUAGAACAUUUAUGAGACCAUUAAAGUGCCAAUUUAUUAAUAAUUUGAGUUUUUUUUCACACCCAAGGAAAAAUAAUUUAAACUUUCCUAAAAUUCUCCACACGUUGGCAACGUCGCGUUACAUCAAUCAUGCCCUACCGGAUUUUUGCUUGAGUCGAUGUCAAUGAUUAAAAGCGACGUUGCCGUCUGUAAUCAAAGGGUUCAACUGCCUGGAAGUAGUGAUUAACUAGUUUAAAUUAAUGAAGAACAAAGAAAUAUGCUUUUUCAAUCAGUCAGUUAGUUCAAAUCAUGAUUCAUUUUUUCCAGGCAAUUGAAGUCAGUUCAA
This is a messenger RNA of Anthonomus grandis grandis, 1923 nucleotides long. RefSeq names its product venom acid phosphatase Acph-1-like. Gene Ontology annotation, molecular function: phosphatase activity. The coding region runs from base 293 to 1489 and encodes 398 amino acids. The transcript is spliced from 5 exons. Lineage: Eukaryota; Metazoa; Arthropoda; Insecta; Coleoptera; Curculionidae. The record is from RefSeq and is a predicted model, not a curated record. Gene Ontology annotation, biological process: dephosphorylation.